Besnoitia besnoiti is the source of this 327-nucleotide messenger RNA. RefSeq names its product ribosomal protein RPS25. The record is from RefSeq and is a predicted model, not a curated record. Gene Ontology annotation, molecular function: structural constituent of ribosome. Gene Ontology annotation, cellular component: cytosolic small ribosomal subunit. The coding region runs from base 1 to 327 and encodes 108 amino acids. The transcript has 2 exons. Lineage: Eukaryota; Apicomplexa; Conoidasida; Eucoccidiorida; Sarcocystidae.
AUGGCGCCUAAGGAGAAGAAGACUAAAGAGCAGAUCGCCGCCGCGGCCGCGGCCGGCAGCCGAAAGAACAAGAAGAAGUGGUCAAAGGGCAAGAGCAAGGACAAGCUGAACCACGCCGUUCUGUUUGACAAGGCAACUUACGACAAGUUGCUCUCUGAAAUCCCCAAGGCGCGCCUGAUCACCCCGCACACCGUGUGCGAAAGGCUGAAGGUGAACGCUUCCCUGGCUCGCCAGGCGAUCCGCUUCCUCCGCGAUCAGGGUCUGAUUAAGAUCGUCGGUGAGCAUCACCACUCGCAGUACAUCUACACUCGCAACACCAGCGCCUAA